This is a messenger RNA of Coregonus sp. 'balchen', 13349 nucleotides long. The record is from the annotation of a GenBank genome assembly. NCBI's taxonomy places the organism in Eukaryota, Metazoa, Chordata, Actinopteri, Salmoniformes, Salmonidae.
UACCAUAGGAAAAUGACGUCAUCGUUAGUGCCGCUAGCAGAAUAGUAGUCAUCAUCCGGAUAUUUAGAAGAAGAAGCGGUUGACAACACUUUGCAUGGAUGCGGAGGAAGCUGGUUGAGACUGGAAUUUAUAGUUAGCUAUUACAAAGAGACAAAUCAAAAAAUUCUGUUUAGCUGUUAUACACUCAUCCGUUCCAUAACUUGUUGUAAGCGCUUAUUGCCGCUCGUGCUCAGAACAACAGUCUUUGAGAUCCCAUCGAUCCUCUUGCAAGGAAGGAUAGCUAACCGGUUAGCUGUAGGCUAUCCCUUACUCGAAGGCUAAUGAUAGGCAUGCCACUAAUGCACUAGCUACUGAAAAUACUUGUUAUGUUAUUGUCACUGUUGGUGAUGCAAGUUGUGGCUUUAAAUCUGUAUCAUGAAUAGCCGACACAGUUUUUAAACAUAGCUAGCUUAAUGUUAUUAGCUAGCUUAAUACUAUCUAGGGUUUCCAAUUGCAUUUCAUUAUUUUGUCAAAACUAUUAGCUAGCUACCGUUCUACUGAAGAGAAAUCAUAGCCGAAAUGGAUACAUUCUUGGACUAUAAAGAAUGCAUCAAGGACUCACCUGCAUUCAGGUUGGUAACCUUCACUAGGGCGUGGAGUUUUUCCUUCUCAGUAUUUACGGAAAAACUCAUUGCCCCUAUACCUGUCACAACACUGGUCUGGUUGAUUUUAAACAAUAUGACAGUAUGGUGCAUUUCAUAGCUCUGAUGUUGAGUUUCUGGAGACUGGAGAAUAAUCCGUUUUUAUUGGUUUCUUCAGGCUUACCCUGGAUAAGUGUCAGACCGAUGUUGCAGAGCUGCAGAGUCACGUGGAAAAGGUGCAAAGUUAUGUGUGCUCUGAAAAUGUAUCAGCAUGAUGAUCUUGCUUCUGCAAUCAUGUCAAUUGUAAGUGAUAAAUACCUGAGUGUGUAUACCUCCCCACGCAGGUGAUGAAGCUCUGUGGCAAGAUGGUUGAAUCAGGGCAAGCAUACAACACAGCAAAUCAGAAUUUCCUCGCCGGAGUGGCUGAGUUCUCAACAUAUCACAAACGUGACAGUGUCAUCAUGGUAUGUAUGGACAGGGAGAGGGUUAAAAUGUGGGAAAGAAGGGUUUGGGGCAAUGAUAAGGGACACAAAUCAUUAGGCUACAAUUAGUUUGGUUGUGUUUUAUUAUCACUAAAUUGAUGUCUGUUGACGUUCUACUCUUCUGUUCUCCAGAACUGCAUGAGUCAAUUCAUCCAAGGACUACAGGAGAUGAUCAACUUUCAUACUGUGAGUUGAGUUCCACUUGAGACGGAUGAUUGUUGUCCACUUGUUAUGUGCUUUAGUCAGCACAGGUUUUACUCUCCUAGUGGUUCUCUCCUGUCUUUAGGUGCUGUUUGACCAGACGCAGAGAGCUAUCACUCAGCAGCUGUCAAACCUUCUCACAAAGUAUGUUGCCGUGCACACACAGGUGGACAGACACACAGGCGCACUUAUAACUUGUUAUAAGCAUGAUCCUUAAUAAUGUCUUAUAAUAAGGCAUCUCUCGAUGUAUCAACAUUUCAACUUACUCAAAAUGGCUGGAAUCUAGUCAGGAUAAUUAUCAUUAGGGUGGCAGGUAACCUAGGGGUUCGAGCGUUGGGCCAAUAACCGAUGGUUUGAAUAACCGUGCCGACAAGGUGAAACAUCUCUUAACCCUAAUUUGCUCCAGGGGUGCCGUACUACUAUGGCUGACCCUGUAAAACAACACAUUUCACUGCACCUAUCUGGUGUAUGUGACCAAAAAACAAGAAGAAGAGAUAAUUAUAAGACAGUGUACAGAGGUCAUACAUGCUCAUGACAAGUUUUACAAUGCAUCAUAAUGCAUCACAAUGCAUUAUAAAUGUCCUUUAUGUUCUUGUCAUUUAGGUUCAUACCCCAGCUAGGAGAGACUAGGAAGGAGUUUGUGCGGAUUGGGGAGGCUCUCGAGACAGCGGCGGUGAAAAAUGCCCAGAUAUUCCGCCACAAAGUCACUGAUGCAGAGCGCGCCAGCCAUCUGCUGUUGGCAACACGCAAAUGUCACCAGCACUUUGCCCUUGAUUACUGCUUGCAGGUAAAUGCAAUUGCCAGAUGCAUAACCACAGAUCAGUACAUACAACUUGUAAACUAAACUGCUAGUUAUAGUCAAAGGAAUUCACUUUAGUUUGAGGGGGUACUAAUUAGGGUUGCAAAAUUCCGGAAACGUAUAAAAAAAAAAAAAAGAUUUAUCCAACUGUGAAUUACGAAAACACCUCGGAACUCUGGAGACAUUUUCUGGAAUUUUGCAACCCUACUUGGGAUUAGCGACGUUUACACAGGGUAAGAAUUGUUAGCGGAGUGAGUAGCACUCAGGUAAUUCUUACUUAGAUGAUUUAUUUCAUUCUGCUCAGUGUAAAGUACACUCAGCCGUAAUUGUGUUUAUUUUACCCUUAUUUUACCAGGUAAGUUUACUGAGAACACAUUCUCAUUUACAGCAACGACCUGGGGAAUAGUUACAAGGGGGAGGAGAGGUGAUGAAUGAGCCAAUUGGUAGCUGGGGAUGAUUAGGUGGCGAUGAUGGUAUGAGGGCCAGAUUGGAAAUGUAAUAAAUGUGUGAUUCCUCAGAGAGCAGAUGAUGGCUACUGAAGUAGGGCAUUCCCAGCGGAGACUAUUUAGCAGAGAACUCAGACUCACUGGCAAAGACAUCCUGGAACAUCGGGAGGGGUUUAUUUGUUUAAGGCUUGAGUAAGCAGGUGAGAGAACACAUUUAGGUAGGUCUAACGGAGCAGGAACAGAUACACUACCAGUCAAAAGUCUGGACACACCUACUCAUUGAAGGGUUUUUCUUUAUUUUUACAAUUUUUUACAUUGUAGAAUAAUAGUGAAGACAUCAAAACUAUGAAAUAACACAUAUGGAAUCAUGUAGUAACCAAAAAAGUGUUAAACAAAUCAAAAUAUAUUUUAUAUUUGAGAUUCUUCAAAUAGCCACCCUUUGCCUUGAUGACAGCUUUGCACACUCUUGGCAUUCUCUCAACCAGCUUCACCUGGAAUGCUUUCCAACAGUCUUGAAGGAGUUCCCACAUACAUUACUGGUCAAAAGUUUUAGAACACCUACUCAUUCAAGGAUUUUUCUUUACCUUGGAAUGAGUAGGUGUGUCCAAACCUUUGACUGGUAGUGUAUGUCAUCAUAAACAGGCCGUUGCAUAACCAGACAACCCAUGAUAUGGCUAGACAGUAGCAUUUUAGGAUGGCUAUUAAUGACAAGGAUGAGGCCUGGGUCGUGUUCAUUAAGGCGCAAUUAAAACAAUAAUAAUUGCAACAGAAAACGAAAUAUGAGCGUUUCUUAUUGGAUAAGUAAAGGAAGUCCCUCCUUGUUUCAGUCCGUUUUCUUCUAUUUGGUGCCUAAUAAACAAAACCUAGAGUUAACGGAGUUAAGGCAGUGUAGAUUCAUUUUGGUUUCUUCAGUGAUAGGUGAUGUCAUAUUAAUACAUGCAAUGCUUUGAAAUUAAUUUAGUAAAGUUGAACACUUUUUUUUUUUUUUUUGGCUUGCAUUGUUUUUGUUAAUUUGUCCUUUUUAACCAUUGCUCUUCUUACAGCUGAAUAACUUCAAGGCCCAACAGAAGCUGGACAUCCUAAAUUCUGUGAGUCCCAGUUUCUAAGCUGUAGUGGGUGAUCUUAAAUGCAAACGUAGUUAAAUACCCAAGUGCACACAGUGUAAAGAAUGACAAUAAAUAAUAAAAACGCGACUUGUGAAGAACAGUGGGGAGUGGAACUGAAGAUGUAGAAUUGGUUGAUCAGUCAUCCGUAUAUUGUUUGUUUUAGGUGUUCUCCUACUUCCAUGCCCAGUACACCUUCUUCCACCAAGGCUUUGACUUGCUGAGAGACUUGGAGCCCACUAUGAAGACCAUGGUCACACAGGUGAGAUUCAAAGAGUUCAUGAAAUUAGCUAGUUUGAUGGGCAAUUUGUUACAUUGAAAAGAGACUCAAAAUAAAAAAUCCACAGGCUCAUUUUCAGAGGAGGGCAAAAGGGCAGGUGCUCGGACACUGGUUGAGCCCUAUCUGUGGACGUGCCUGAUGGUAACUCUGGUUGAGCCCUCUCUGUGGACGUGCCUGAUGGUAACUCUGGUUGAACCAUAUCUGUGGACGUGCCUGAUGGUAACUCUGGUUGAGCCAUAUCUGUAGAUGUGCCUGAUGGUAACUCUGGUGGAGCCCUCUCUGUGGACGUGCCUGAUGGUAACUCUGGUUGAGCCCUCUCUGUGGACGUGCCUGAUGGUAACUCUGGUUGAGCCCUAUCUGUGGACGUGCCUGAUGGUAACUCAGGUGGAGCCCUCUCUGUGGACGUGCCUGAUGGUAACUCUGGUGGAGCCCUCUCUGUGGACGUGCCUGAUGGUAACAUUCGUUGAGCCCUCUCUGUGGACGUGCCUGAUGGUAACUCUGGUGGAGCCCUCUCUGUGGACGUGCCUGAUGGUAACAUUCGUUGAGCCCUCUCUGUGGACGUGCCUGAUGAUGCCACGCAGGGAGUAUAUAGUCCAGAAUGCGGCUGCCAAUAUCAAUGUUUACUGGUUCAUUGAGAUUUAUGAUCAUAUGCCUUUUGACAGCUUGCCCAACUCUCGACUGAAUGUACAGCUAAAAGAAAGGACCUGGAGAAUACCCACCUACUGUUCCAGCAGACAGUGAGUGUUAUCAUCAGAUACCAGACGGUCACAGUUGCUAAAGGAUUACCACUUAACACAAGUGUGUGUUUGUGUCCAGGAGGCCUCAGGGGAGCCCAUACUAAGUUCUUGUCCUGAUGGUGGGGAAACCAUACAGGGCCACCUCUUCAAAAGAUCUCGGAGAAAGAACAAGACAUGGAAGAGGUGAGCGAGAGAAACACAGAUUCUUUACUGUGAUACCUUACAACUUAUGUCACACAAUGGCAGUUAUUUGCUCCCUUUCAUUAAACAUGUCACUAAAUCUCAAAUCUUGCUUUAGAUGCUGGUUCUCCAUUAAAGACAACCAAUUGGUGUACACAAAGUCACAUAAGGUAUUUGUUUGGUCUUUUGAGCAAUCAUGUAUUAUAGUUGUACUGCAGAAUUUUAUUACUGAAAUGUUUGUGUCCUUGGGUAGUUGUGAUUGACAGUUGUCUUCCUGUAGGAGGAGCCUGUGUCGCUGUUUGAUGACCUCAGGCUGUGUGCGGUGAAGUCUCUGGACAGCAUUGACCGCCGCUUCUGUUUUGAGCUGGUUUCUGUUCAAAAGUAGCUAAGCAGUUUUAAUUUCUAUAUUGUUCAUUGUUGUAUUUAACAUUUUUCUCACAUUUUGCACCAAAGGUUGUUUAAAUUUCUGUCCGUGAAGCUUUAUCUAUGAGAUAAUAAAAACUCAAUCAUUGACAUCAUCAAGAAGUAUUAGCUUUGAAAUUGAAGAUUUAACAGCGCAAACAUCGCAGCUGAUUUUAGAUACAGUGGAAAUAUUUUACUUAUGUUUUGAAUGUGACGCAUUGAAUAAAAGCAGAGCUCAAGUCCCAAGUUAACCCUCACUGACCCACCCUGACUGUCCUCCUCUGCCCAGAUGCUGUGUCCUCCAGGCUGACUCAGAGGAGCUGAAGCAGGCUUGGAUCAGUGCCGUUCAGGGAAGCAUAGACAUGGCCUACCGCGGGAGAGUGGAGUCCCAGCAGCCUCAGGUAUUUACAACUCAAGACAUGCUUACAGACACUUCCACAGAUUUUUCAUACUACACUAUUUAACUACAAUUGUCGAGCACUUCAAUUUUUAACAAAAAAAAAGUGUAAAAAACUAACGAAACGAAGUCACAUUUAACUAAACAAAACAGCAAACAGUAGUACAGUCACAGUGGCUUUCGAUUGACCUAUUAAGGAAUCUCCAGGCAAAUACAUUCUAACUAUGCCUCUCUGUGUGCCCAGCCCAAAGAAAGCCUUCUGCCUCUCCAGAGCCCAUCAGACCCCCAGCCAGGACAGCCUCCUCAGAGGCCUGCGGCUCUGGUUGUGGCCCUUCAAAGUCCGGGGAACCACCGUUGCUGUGACUGCAGUGAGGAGGACCCACGCUGGGCCAGCGUCAACCUGGGUAUCACCAUGUGCAUCGAGUGCUCCGGCAUCCACAGGUACUGCCUUGCUAGUGUGUGGUGUUUGUAGUCCUGGGGGACUAACAGGUCUACAGGGCGUGCAGGCUUUUGUUCCAGCCCAGCACUUUCACACCCAAUUUAACGGAUCAAGGUCUCACGAAGACCUUGACUAGUUGAAUCAGGUGUGUUAGUGCUAGGCUGGAACAAAAGCCUGCACCACCGUGUUUCUGAAAUGUUUCUGUAAUGUUGUGCUGUGGUUUUUUAACAGGAGCCUUGGGGUCCAUCUCUCCAAAGUGCGAUCUCUCACCCUAGACUCCUGGGAUCCCGAACAGCUGAAGGUACUGUAGCAGAAUUAUCAUGGACAUGUUACCAAUUAAAGUUGAGUAGCUCAAGGUAAUUUUUUUUAAAUUAUGAGUAGUAGCCCUGAGUUUUUCCUGACUUCAUGACCAGCUGGCUAUACCUAGGGCCCAGACUUUUACUGGUCAGAGCUCAUGGUCAGGAAGAACUCAUGGCCCCUAAGUAAGAGGUUACUUUCUUAACUCUUCUGCUCUGUUCUACUCUGCAGCUGCUGUGUGGUCUGGGUAAUGAUGUCAUCAAUGGGAUAUACGAGUUCAGGUGUGCAGCAGAGGGCAGAGUGAAGCCUAUUGCUGCCAGCCCUCGGUAAGCAUUUCACAACCGAGGUUCUUUGGCAGCACUAUCAAACCCCUUAUAUUAGUCUCCCAUGGGUCUCCCUCUUUUCAUUCAGCUAGCGACUGGAACGAGCUGCAAAAACACUCAAACUGGACAGUUUUAUCUCCAUCUCUUCAUUCAAAGACUCAAUCAUGGACACUCUUACUGACAGUUGUUGCUGCUUCGCGUGAUGUAUAGUUUUCUCUAACUUCUUGCCCUUUGUGCUGUUGUCUGUGCCCAAUAAUGUGUUCUUAACUGACUUGCCUAGUUAAAUAAAUACAAAUGUUCCGAUUGAAAGAGACUUACUCCAUCAAUUAAAAGGCAUUCAUUAUUAAAGAGCUACACUGAAUGAGCUGAACUCUUAGAAAGGUUCCAUCUAGAACAUAAAACUUCGGCUGUCCCCAUGGGAAAACCCUUUGAAGAACCCUUUUGGGUUCCAGGUAAAACCCUUUUGGGUUCCAUGUAGAACCCUUUCCCUGCACAGUCUCCUAUUUUAACAAUGAUUCUAUCUAUCUCUAUUUCAGCCCAGAGAAAGAGACAUGGAUUAAAGAGAAAUAUGUUGAGAAAAGAUUUGUAAAGGAUGACAGCUUGCCUGAAACACGUAGGUCCCUAUCCUACUACCCACCUCCGCAUGGGUUUGAUGUUGUUUGUGUGUGUGUGUGUCUGUCUGUGAAUUGAAUCAGUCCUACUCCUACAAUUCGUCUCAGUCCAUUCCUCUUUCAAUGACUGUUACUGUAGAGAGGAGGGAGAACGCAGGGCGCCAGAUGUACCAGGCUGCUUGCCAAGGGGACCUGGUCACCAUGGCAUCCGCGUUGGCCCAGGGGGCAGAGGUGAACUGGAGCCACGCUGAGGAGGAGGGACGCACCGCUCUCAUUGGCUCAGCUUUUGGGGUGAGUAGCGCCAUGGACAUUAUUUAAAGGGACAGUCAGCAAUGCACAAAGUAAUCAGUAAUAUCAAGCUGCUUUUCGCAAAAACUAAGGACAUUUAAUCCCAGGGCUAAACUUCUCCGCUUUCUCGGUUCCGCAGUUUUCACAUUGAAGCUAUUGAAGUGCACCGGUGCACAUGUGUAGAUACUCUGUGUGCGUCGUCUUGCAUCAUGCAACAUCUUCAGUGCUGCUCAUGGCAACGUCAUAUCGCUGAGGCUCCCUUUGACAUAGAUUGUGUUAUAUUUAUACUUUCGCAUAGAAGGCCCCCAAGUUUAUCCUGACCAGGAUAAUGUUUAAUGUUUUUUUGACCAGGUAGUUUGUUUAAUGUUUUUUAAAUUUAUUUUUAUACUUCAGGGCCCUAAAACAUGGGUUGUGCAUGUAUCUUACAUGUACAGUGCAUUCGGAAAGUAUUCAAACCCCUUGACUUUUUCCCAAUUUUGUUACAUUACAGCCUUAUUCUAAAAUUGAUGAACACAUUUUGUCCUCAUCAAUCUACGCACCACACCCCAUAACGACAAAGCAAAAACGUUUUUUUAUAAACGUUUGCAAAUGUAUUAACAAUAAACUGAAAUAUGACAUUUACAUAAAUAUUCAGACCCUUUACUCAGUACUUUGUUGAAGCACCUUUGGUAGGGAUUACAGCCUUGAGUCUUCUUGGGUAUGACGCUACAAGCUUGGCACAUCUGUAUUUGGGGAGUUUCUCCCAUUCUUCUCUGCAGAUCCUCUCAAGCUCUGUCAGGUUGGAUGGGGAGCGUCGCUGCACAGCUAUUUUCAGGUCUCUCCAGAGAUGUUCGAUCAGGUUCAAGUCUGGGCUCUGGCUGGGCCACUCAAGGACAUUCAGAGACUUGUCCCGAAUCCACUCCUGCGUUGUCUUGGCUGUGUGCUUAGGUUCGUUGUCCUGUUGGAAGGUGAACCUUCGCCCCAGUCUGAGGUCCUGAGCGCUCUGGAGCAGGUUUUCAUCAAGGAUCUCUCUGUACUUUUCUCCGUUCAUCUUUCCCUCGAUCCUGACUAGCCUCCCAGUCCCUGCCGCUGAAAAACAUCCCCACAGCAUGAUGCUGCCACCACCAUGCUUCACCGUAGGGAUGGUGCCAGGUUUCCUCCAGACGUGACGCUUGGCAUUCAGGCCAAAGAGUUCAAUCUUGGUUUCAUCAGACCAGAGAAUCUUGUUUCUCAUGGUCUGAGCGUCCUUUAGGUGCCUUUUGGCAAACUCCAAGCAGGCUGUCAUGUGCCUUUUACUGAGGAGUGGCUUCCGUCUGACCACUCUACCAUAAAGGCCUGAUUGGUGGAGUGCUGCAGAGAUGGUUGUCCUUCUGGAAGGUUCUCUCAUCUCCACAGAGGAACUCUGGAGCUCAGUCAGAGUGACCAUCGGGUUCUUGGUCACCUCCCUGACCAAGGCCCUUCUCCCCCGAUUGCUCAGUUUGGCUGGGUGCCAGUUCUAGGAAGAGUCUUGGUGGUUCCAAACUUCUUCCAUUUAAGAAUGAUGGAGGCCACUGUGUUCUUGGGGACCUUCUAUGCUGCAGAAAUGUUUGGGUACCCUUCCCCAGAUCUGUGCCUCGACACAAUCCUGUCUCGGAGCUCUACGGACAAUUCCUUCGACCUCAUGGCUAGGUUUUUGCUCUGACGUGCUCUGUGAACUGUGGGACCUUAUAUAGACAGGUGUGUGCCUUUCCAAAUCAUGUCUAAUCAAUUGAAAUGACCACAGGUGGACUCCAAUCAAGUUGUAGAAACAUCUCAAGGAUGAUCAAUGGACACAGGAUGCACCUGAGCUCAAUUUCGAGCCUCAUAGCAAAGGGUCUGAAUACUUAUGUAAAUAAGGUAUUUCUGUUUUUUAUGUGCAAAAACAUUUCUAAAAAACAGUUUUCACUUUGUCAUUAUGGGAUAUUGUGCGUAGAUUGAUGAGGAAAAUGUUUAAUCAAUUUUAGAAUAAGGCUGUAACGUAACAAAAUGUGGAAAAGGUCAAGGGUUCUGAAUACUUUCCUUAUGCACUGUAUUUGCUGUUGUCUGCCUGCCUGUCUGCCUGCCUGUCUGCCUGCCUGUCUGUCUGUCUGCCUGCCUGCCUGUCUGUCUGUCUGCCUGUCUGUCUGUCUGUCUGUCUGUCUGUCUGCCUGUCUGCAGGGUUCCCUUACGGCCUGUGAGUUCCUGCUGCAGAAUGGAGCCAAUGUAAACUACCGUGACCAGCGUGGUCAAGGAGCCCUUCACACUGCAGCCACCUGGGGCCACACAGGGUGAGGUUCACACCCAUAGAGAUACAUCAAUUACAUAUACAGUAUAUGUAUGGUGUUGACAGUGUUCUAUUUAAUUCACACAGACUAGGGUUAGGCGAUAUUACCAUAGUAUUGUCUAUCGACGAUGAUUGACAACCAGGUAGCCUAGUGGUUAAGAGCGUUGGUCCAGUAACUGAAAUGUCGCUGGUUUGACUCCCCGAGCCAUCUACGUGAAAAAUCUGGAGUAAGGGUGCGAUACCAUUGUCCAACCCUAACACAGACAGGGAAGACAGCAUAUAGAGCAGGGAUGGGCAACACCAUAGACUACGGCUGGCUAUUUUACAAUAUCCACACUAGCAUACCACUUACAAUGCAUGCCCAAAACUUAGCUUCAUUCUAAGUGGUAUGCUAUUGGAACAAUGCCCGUAACUAGGAACCAGAGUUUAUGGUCAGGGUAAAGUCCUUGGCCUGCAAAUAGCAAUAGAAGAAGUCCAUCCAUGUCUUAGGCCACGGGUUCUCAAUGUUUUUGGGGCCGUGGACCCCUUUUUGUAAUAGCAAAUUCAUCAGGACUCAACUUCUACUUGAGAAUGCAAUAAAAAAAACAUGCAAGGAGGUUUAGUAUGAUUUUGGCAAUGCAGGGCGGACUAACCACGUAUCCGGCCCUUUAUCUUCUUCUGUUGUUGUUGUUGUUGUUGUUGACCCCCUGCAGUACCUUUGAGAACCACUGCUGUCUUAGGCUAUAGUAUAUCAAAGUCUAUGAUUGGUUCAAAUCAGUUUGGUGGGUGCAAAUUAAUAGCAUGUAUGCCUCAUGUUCCUCACAGGCAAGUGUGUCUACUUCUAAAGAAGGGAGCCAAUCAGUAUGCUGUUGACGAGAGGGGGCAGGACCCACUCGCCAUUGCCAUAGAGACAGCACACGCCGAUAUUGUGACCCUGUAAGUAAAUCUACUCUAUGAAAUGCAGGAAAGGUGGAGGCUUUGUUUGUUAAUGCCCUCUAUUUUUGGGGGACUGUCUUCCAGACUACGAAUGGCUCGCAUGAAUGAAGAGAUGAGAGACUCCGAGGGAUUCUUUGGAUCUAUGGGUAACAUUCACUAUGUUGAUGUUUAAUAAAAUACGUAUACCUUUAUUUGUUUCUCACCUGUACCCUUUACAGUUGUACCUGUAUACGGGUUGAAAAUGGCAGAUGAUAAGCACCUAAAUUGGCUGUACAGUAACAUGCUAUACAUGACAUCAGAGCUCACCCCUGAGGGUCAGUGAAGACACUUGCCAGUUGGUCCGCGCAUGCUCUGACUAUACGUCCUCGUAAUCCGUCUGGCCCUGCGGACUUGUGAAUGUUGACCUGUUUAAAGGUCUUGCUCACAAAGGUUUUUAACUCGUCUGGUAGGCUUGCGUCACUGGGCAGCUCGUGGCUGGGUUUCCCUUUGUAGUCCGUAGUAGUUUGCAAGCCCUGCCACAUCCGACGAGCUUCAGCGCUUUGCCUGUUUGAUGGUUUGUCUGAGGGCAUAGCGGGAUUUCUUAUAAGCAUCCGGAGUAGUGUCCCGCUCCUUGAAAGCGGCAGCUCUAGCCUUUAGCUCGGUGCGGAUGUUGCCUGUAAUCCAUGGCUUCUGGUUGGGAUAUGUACGUACGGUCACUGUAGGGACGACGUCGUCGAUGCACUUAUUGAUGAAGCCAGUGACUGAUGUGGUGUACUCCUCAAUGCCAAUAUAGUGACUCGCUCUGUAUUGAGCGAGUCACUGGUACUUCCUGCUUUAGUUUUUGCUUCUAAGCAGGAAUCAGGAGGAUAGAAUUAUGGUCAGAUUUGCCAAAUGGACGGCGAGGGAGAGCUUUGUAUGCGUCUCUGUGUGUGAUGUAAAGGUGGUCUAGAGUUUUUUUUCCCUCUGGUUGCACAUGUGACAUGCUGGUAGAAAUGAGGUUAAACGGAUUUAAGUUUGCCUGCAUUAAAGUCCCGGCCACUAGGAGCGCCGCUUCUGGAUGAGCAUUUUCUUGUUUGCUUAUGGCCUUAUUCAGCUCGUUGAGUGCGGUCUUAGUGCCAGCAUCGGUUUGUGGUGGUAAUUAGACGGUUAUGAAAAAUAUAGAUAAACUCUCUCGGUAGAUAGUGUGGUCUACAGCUUAUCAUGAGGUACUCUACGUCAGGCGAGCAAUACCUCGAGACUUCCUUAAUAUUAGACAUCGCGCACCAGCUGGUAUUGACCAAUAGACACAAACCACCACACCAGACGUAGCUGUUCUGUCCUGCCGAUUCAUGGAAAAUCCAGCCAAAUAUAUCGUUCAGCCACGACUCGGUGAAACAUAAGGUAUUACAGUUUUGAAUGUCCCGUUGGUAGGAUAGUCUCGAACGGAGAUCAUCAAUUUUUUUCUCCAGUGAUUGCACGUUGGCCAAUAGAACGGAUGAUAGAGGCGGGUUACCCACUCGCCGACGAACUCUCACAAGGCACCCCAGUCUUCGCCCCCUGUAUAUCCGUCUUUUCUUCACGCGAAUGACGGGGAUUUGGGCCUGGUCUCGGAGAAGGAGUAUAUCCUUCGCGUCGGACUCAUUAAAGUAAAAAUCUUCGUCUAGUUCGAAGCGAGUACUCGCUGUUCUGAUAUCCAGAAGCUAUUUUUGGUCAUAAGAGACGGUAGCAGCAACAUUAUGUACAAAAUAAAUUACAAACAAUGAGAAAAAACAAACAAAAUAGCACAGUUGGUUAGGAGCCCGUAAAAUGGCAGCCAUCCCCUCCGGCGCCAUUCUCUAAUAUUCGGUCAGAAAUAGAGCAAGCUUUGAUUGGUUCUCUCAAACGUUGAGACCUCUCAUUGUUUGGAUUUGAAAAUCAAACAGUUGUAAUGAAAGGGGUCGGUGCUCCGGAGCUGCGUGUGGCUGUCCAUGAGGGUGUUUGAGUGAGAAAUAUGAAGAGGAGAACAAACCAGUAAAAGCCCCCUUCAUUAUUGACGCAUCGUGCUCACAGCAUCGAACAGCCUACCUAGACUAUGACGUCAGGAGGACUUCGAGUUUUGGUAUCAGCCAGACUUCUCUGUCCGUGCUGAACAUGAACACUCCUAAAAUGCUGUUUUUAUGUGCUGGGUCGUAUUCAUUAGGGCUCACCAUAGCAAAACGUUUUGCAACGAAGACUAAAACGGCUUGUUCGUAUUGAACAAGUACAGAGUGUUUUCUUCCAUUUCGUGCCUACUAAACACAACCCUUAUUUCAAACACUCAGUUUUGCUGCUCUGCUCGUGUGUUCCUCUCCAGGUGACGAUGAGACAUUUCAAGACAUCUUCCGUGACUUCAGUGAUAUGGCUUCUCACGAUCCAGAAAGACUCACCCGUCGACAGUUCAGCAGAAGCGGAGAAGAGGAGGGACAAGAGAAGAGGAUAGUGAAUCACCAGCGCAAGGCAGAGGAGGAGGAGGAAGAGACAUAGGGAGAAUCUCAAUGACAUACUCCGUGCGUCCUCUCAUCUUGCCCCCUCCUAAAAACACAUUGGAGGAAAAGGUCAGAUGGGUGGGGCCUCUGGCUUUCUCAUCCAAUGG